This is a messenger RNA of Theileria parva strain Muguga, 1674 nucleotides long. RefSeq names its product 3'5'-cyclic nucleotide phosphodiesterase family protein (gene PDE8A). The transcript is spliced from 5 exons. The coding region runs from base 307 to 1659 and encodes 450 amino acids. The record is from RefSeq and is a predicted model, not a curated record. Gene Ontology annotation, molecular function: 3',5'-cyclic-nucleotide phosphodiesterase activity. Gene Ontology annotation, biological process: signal transduction. Lineage: Eukaryota; Apicomplexa; Aconoidasida; Piroplasmida; Theileriidae.
AUUCACUUUUAUUUGUGCUAUUUUGAUUACUUUUUUGUAGAAGUUUAAAAAAAUUAUAAAUUUUCAUUUUUCCAACUGUAAUGUGUAUGAUUUCCCGAAACUUACCCUAAUGUGUAUCCAAUACUAUUAUGUAUAAUAAUAGUAUUUUUUGUAUAUGGUACCAUAAAUUGUAAUAAUUAAUUCCAACCUCUAAUUAUUAAUUGUAACAUGUAAAAUAUAUCCUAAUGUAUGAAAAAUCGGUUAAUGCUAAUAUUUAAUGUUUACCCUUUACGUCUUGUACCAUAAAUGAUUAUAAUGUGAAUAAUAAUGGAAAAGGAUCAUGUAUCGAAAUGUAUCUCAGAAAUUGAAAACUACUUGAAAUCAACAAACGCUAACGAGAACAUUCUAAACUCAUUUAACACCCUGAAAAACUUGAUUAUUAACUCUAAACUUAACCUUAGUGUCGUUAAACUCUUACUUUCAAAGUUAAAUAACUCUUCUUCUAACUUACAACCGAUUAACCCUAGUAUAUUUAAUCCGGAAUCAAGUAAUAACGAGACGAUGACUCCAGAGAAUCGAGGCUGGACCAUUGGAAAGAGUAGAAGAAAGAAAAAACUGAAUAGCGAGAACGAAUAUAUUCAACAAAUUGGCUUAAACUGGCACUUGGAUUUGAUAGAACUUUCAAACUAUCCAACGGUUCUAGAAACAGGCCCAAUUGUGGUUGUAGGAAAGCAUCUUCUUCACUGCGUAGGGAAUCUCAUUCACCCCAAUUUCAACACUAACUUAAUACCUGUACUUCAAAAUCUACAACAACACUACCUAGCCAAUCCCUACCACAACGCUCUACACGCCGCCACAGUAGGGCAUAUGAGUAAAUUAUUAUCGAAUAUAGUGACUACAAAGCGUAGAUUGAAUCCUUAUGAGGAGUUUGCGUUCAUAAUAUCAUCGCUAGCGCACGACGUCGGUCAUCCAGGUAAAACUAAUAAUUAUCUCUCAAACACAAGUAAUGUGUUAUCGCUGAUUUACAACGAUAACAGCACUUUGGAAAACUACCACUGCUCACUUCUGUUUUACAUUAUUAAAAACAAUACCAACUUCUACUCUAUAAUCCCCAAGGACAUUUGGCCAUCACUCCGCAAGAGAAUUAUUCAACUCAUUCUUUCCACUGAUAUGAUCAACCAUUUUCUACAUAUCGACAACGUCAAGGAAAAGAGGCUUCAAGGAAAGUUUGAUAUUAAAAAUGAUGACGAUUUUUGGCUUUUAUUAGUGCUAUGCAUAAAGGCGGCUGAUAUAGGACAUAAUUUCCUACCCUGGGCAGACCAUUUACCCUGGACCCAAGUACUCUUUGAAGAGUUUUACAAACAAGGAGAUGAAGAAAAAAUGCAGUCAAUUUCUCCACUUAUGUUCUUUGAUCGGAAUGAAUCUCGCAACAUACCCAUUCUUCAACUACAAUUCUUCAAUACCAUGACACAGUUAUUAAUUUUAUCACAGCCGUUGUUGAGUGAAUUGAAUUAUUUUGAUGAGAAUAACUUUAUAAAUGAUAUAUUAUCGAAGAAUUCGAACGAUAAUGCCAAUAAUUGGAAAAAAUAUGAAAAUAAAUCUAUACAUGACAUCUUACUUGAAUUAGAAAACAGUAACUUGAACCAAGAUAUUCCUGACGCCUUCAUUAACAAUUCAUAAUAUUGUAUCAUACUA